AGGUGUGGCUAAAGACAUGGCUGAAGCUUUGGAAGAGGAAAAUAGUAAAAUUGCAAGUAAUGGAAAGCCAGAGCAAGAAGUUUUAUCGUCAACAGUUAAAGACGUGCACACUCAGUUAAGAGAGCAGCUGUAUUCAGGUAUUCCGUUAGAUAAAGUUUGGUCGGUUCAUCUUAAAGAUGAAGACACUCUAAUCAAAUAUUCUAAAGCAAUGCAUUCACUUGCUGUUGGUCCGUGGAUGAAGCAUGGCGGAGGGAGGAUACAGUGGUGCCUUGAGGCCUGCAAAGAGUAUUUUCAAGAUGGUGGGGUCUUGGAAAAAGUCCUUAGAAAAGAUUUGAGACGUAAAGAGUUUGGAAACCCAACUCAAUUGGAGGAUUCGCUGCUACCUAAGAGUGAAGAAGAUUAUAGAACUAUUUUAGAAUCAUUUAGGGGGAGACGGCUAGAACUAUUAGAUGUAGGCAGCUGUUAUAACCCGUUUAGUGAAUAUAGGGAGCUGCUUGAUGUUACUGCUAUUGAUCUUGCACCUGCUGUUGAGAGUGUUUUACAGUGUGACUUUCUAAAUGUAAAAAUAUUAAGUAGGAGUAGAGACAAAGAGAAGGUUCCUAUGGUUCACAAAGAAGGAAAGAUCAUUCAGAGCCUUCUAGAAGAAAGUUUUGAUGUGGUCGUCUUUUCUCUAUUACUUUCAUACUUACCAUCAACUGAGCAGAGAAUGGAGUGUUGUAUAAGAGCUCAUUCUCUCUUAGCGUUGCAUGGGAUAUUACUUAUCGUAACUGCUGACAGCUCUCAUCAAAAUCGACACGUUGAUAUGAUGAAGUCCUGGCGAUCUGCUAUUGAGGGAAUUGGGUUUCAAAGAUGGAAGUAUGUGAAAGACGUUCAUCUUCAUUGCUUGGGAUUUAGGAAGACUGCAUUGACUCCUGCGUCUGGUUAUAGCUCAAUUCUUAAAGAAUGGCAUCGUAAUAUCACUAUACCUCAAGACAGAAUUAAAGAAUAAAAAGAAAUAUUUUUAUUAAUACCAUUCAUUAGUUGACACAAGUACAUGAGUGUUGACCACAUUAUGAAGCAACCCA
This is a messenger RNA of Amphimedon queenslandica, 1064 nucleotides long. Its product is annotated as probable methyltransferase BMT2 homolog. The transcript is spliced from 3 exons. Gene Ontology annotation, biological process: negative regulation of TORC1 signaling. NCBI's taxonomy places the organism in Eukaryota, Metazoa, Porifera, Demospongiae, Haplosclerida, Niphatidae. The coding region runs from base 17 to 988 and encodes 323 amino acids. The record is from RefSeq and is a predicted model, not a curated record.